CUGAGAUCAUUUAAAGGAUGCCAAGGUCUUUCCUUGUGAAAAAGAAACGUGGGGCAUGUGGAGCAUGGCAGUGGAAAGAGCCCGAACAGCAAGAGUGGAAAGUAGAAAAUAUGGAAGUGAGUCAAAAUACUAAAAAACAGAUAUCCUGCAGUCCUGGCACCCAACAGCCUGCCACCAUGCCUCAGCAAGUACUCCCCUCAGCAUGUGAGGCAGCAGGAGGAAUUAUAGUGCCAGUACCUUUAGCAAGACUGGGAGGACCAAGGGCUGAAACCAGACCAGGAUGGUCCACACUGACGCUGCAGGGCUCCUAUCAUCCCAGCACAAUGGCACUGGUCAGCAGAGCAAAGCCACGUCCCCGUGCUUCCCCUGUCUCAGGUGACUUUGUUUGCUCAGUGUGCCACAAGAUCUUCCCCCUACAACGCAUGCUGACCCGCCACUUGAAGUGCCACAGCCUGGUGAAGAGGCAUCCUUGCCGAUUCUGUGGCAAAGGAUUCAACGAUACCUUCGACCUCAAGAGACAUAUGCGAACACACACAGGUAUCCGUCCCUACAAGUGUGAGCUGUGUGAGAAAGCCUUCACACAGCGCUGCUCUCUGGAGUCCCAUAUGAGAAAGAUUCACGGUGUACAUCAGCAGUAUGCUUACCGCCAGAGACGCUCCAAGAUCUUUGUGUGUGAAGACUGCGGUUAUACGUCAAGCCGCCCUGAUGAGUACUUCCUCCACGUGAGACAGUGCCACCCUGGCAGCCCUGCCCUCCGCAGGUACUACCGCCGUCAGGCUCAUGAGAACAGCAGCUUUCCAUCAGAAGAGCAUAAACUCAGCCCGUAUUUGCUGUACCCAGCUCCUGCAUACUACAUGUAGGACCUGUUCUAACUACAUUAUAUUGUAGAUGUUACACAAGCCUUCAGAAUUAAGUAUUCAGUUGUGUAAUAUGCAGGAAAUGUAUGUAAGUAUAU
Messenger RNA from Archocentrus centrarchus (flier cichlid), 955 nucleotides. Its product is annotated as putative transcription factor ovo-like protein 3. Gene Ontology annotation, cellular component: nucleus. NCBI's taxonomy places the organism in Eukaryota, Metazoa, Chordata, Actinopteri, Cichliformes, Cichlidae. Bases 18 to 860 code for a protein of 280 amino acids. The transcript is spliced from 4 exons. The record is from RefSeq and is a predicted model, not a curated record. Gene Ontology annotation, molecular function: RNA polymerase II cis-regulatory region sequence-specific DNA binding; DNA-binding transcription factor activity, RNA polymerase II-specific. Gene Ontology annotation, biological process: regulation of transcription by RNA polymerase II; epidermal cell differentiation.